GGGCACAGGUGGGUGGCACUGGUGGGCACAGGUGGGUGGCACAGGUCGGUGGGCACAGGUGGGUGGCACUGCUGGGCACAGGUGGGUGCACUGCUGGGCACAGAUGGGUGCACUGCUGGGCACAGGUGGGCGGAGCUAGUGGACGCACUGCUGGGCACAGGUGGGCGGAACUUGUGGGUGGCACUGCUGGGCACCGAUCAUCAGGGCACUGAUCAUCAGUGGCCCUGAUGAUCGGUGCCGAUCCUCGCUCUGACAUCUGCCGGUUCUCGGCAGUACUUUCCUCACGAUCUGAUAGCGUGAGGAAAGUGCAGCCGAGAACCGGCACUUGCAU
Staurois parvus is the source of this 331-nucleotide messenger RNA. NCBI's taxonomy places the organism in Eukaryota, Metazoa, Chordata, Amphibia, Anura, Ranidae. The record is from the annotation of a GenBank genome assembly.